This is a messenger RNA of Papaver somniferum (opium poppy), 480 nucleotides long. RefSeq names its product early light-induced protein, chloroplastic-like. NCBI's taxonomy places the organism in Eukaryota, Viridiplantae, Streptophyta, Magnoliopsida, Ranunculales, Papaveraceae. The transcript has a single exon. The record is from RefSeq and is a predicted model, not a curated record. Bases 24 to 377 code for a protein of 117 amino acids.
UCAAAAUCAUUUUUAUUUAUGUCAUGCAGAAAAUGAGCACAAAGUUUGGCGAUUUGUUAGCAUUCAGUGGUCCAGCACCGGAGAGAAUUAACGGCAGACUUGCCAUGAUUGGGUUUGUUGCUGCUAUGGGAGUAGAAGUUGCUAGAGGUACUGACGUCGCAGCACAAUUGGCUGAUGGAGGACUUCCAUGGUUUGUAAUAACCAGUGUUGUGCUAUCAGUGGCCUCUCUUAUACCGUUGUCUCAAGGCGUCAGUGUUGAAUCAAAAUCAGAUGGGUUGAUGUCUUCAAGUGCUGAAAUGUGGAACGGUAGAGCUGCAAUGUUGGGUUUGGUUGCAUUAGUGCUUACUGAGGUUGCCAAAGGUGGAGCUCUAAUUUAAUUUUCAUUUUAAUUUACUAGGCCCUGUAAAUGUUUUUGAUCAACAUAUAUAUAAAUGAAAGAAAGACAAAGAUGCAAAGAGAAACAACACUUGUUCAUUUUUA